This is a messenger RNA of Brassica napus (rape), 2530 nucleotides long. Its product is annotated as putative nuclease HARBI1. The transcript has 6 exons. The record is from RefSeq and is a predicted model, not a curated record. The coding region runs from base 1074 to 2354 and encodes 426 amino acids. Lineage: Eukaryota; Viridiplantae; Streptophyta; Magnoliopsida; Brassicales; Brassicaceae.
GAGCAUGUACAACGCGGGUUGUUAGUCAAUCCUUAAGUGUAAUCCUUAGCUUUUGGUGAUUAAAUAAACAUUAAAAAUAUCGAUUAAGCUAAGGAUGAAUCCUAAAUUAAGGAUUAAAAGGAGGGAGUCCGUAAUGCGCUGGCGUUACGUGAGUGGCUGGAGUCACGUUUGUGUUUGGUGGGGUGAGUGAAAAAAAAACGCGAAGAAAAUCAUUUGUUCGACCCAAGGAAAAAAAAAACCAGAGCCGUGACGGAGGCGAUAGAGGGGCGAAUCGUGAUCGUCGUUGUGGAAGGUACAGAAAUGGAGGAAGAACUUCGAGAUAUGAAAGCACACAAAGCGUACAUCAGCAUGGUUGAUUUCGUUGCAGAAGCGCAACAGGGCAUUCCCAAACUGUGCCCUUGUGGCUCAAUCACGAAGGAAACCGUUGAUGAAGAGGACACUUACGACUACCUCCCUGGGAAAAGAUACUUCAUAUGCAAAGACUUCGAGAAUGACGGCCUUCAUUUCAGGCAACCAUGGGUUACGGGUGUGACAGAAGAGGUUGAGAGGCUGAAGCUACGGGUUCACGAGCAUGAGAAGCUUCUCAGAGAGUGUGAGGCACUUAAGGCACAGGUUGCAAUGCUGGUAAAGCGGGUGACAGAACUUGAGUUACUGCACUGAGGUGAAGUACAAGACAUGUGCCACAUGAAGACAAAUGAUGCUGUUUCAGUCACGGGUGUUUCUUUUUUCCUUGCGCAUGUGAACCAUUUCAGAGGUUCACGGGUUGUAUGUUUUCCUUGCGGCUUUCAUUUGUUUUUUUAUAACCAUGUCACGGAUUCUAUGUAAGGCAGAGUGUAACUUUUCGUGCCUUUAUAAGGCAGUGUGUAAUGUUUCAUUUCUUGUACUCUAAACUCCAUCUAUCAAACGUACGUUUAAGAAUUCUCAACAUUGUCUUUUGAUGAUCAACAUUUCUUGUACUCUAAACUCCAUCUAUCAAAGGUAGUUUUCUUCUGCCGCUAUCCAUCUCGUCUCAGGUUCUAACCUUUCACGGUGCAUAAUUUUUUGCACUAAACUCUGCAAACUCGCCGGCAAAUAUGGGAGAUGAAGUGGAUCGCAGAUUAAAUGCGGCUUUAGAUGAAGCAGUCGAUGAAUAUUUGGAAGAUACAUACAACGACAUCGUAAAGAAGCAAAAAAAGAAAGAGAGAAAACGUGCAUAUGUCGAAAGAAACCGCGAAGAGGGCCAUUCCCGUCUAUGGAAUGACUACUUCAGUGAAAAUCCAACAUUUCCGCCUCAUUUAUUCAGACGCCGUUUCCGCAUGAACAAGGAAGUUUUCAUGCGUAUUGUCGAUCGUCUAUCAGAAAAUUAUCCUUUCUUCCAACAAAGAAGAGAUGCUGUCGGAAGAUUAGGUCUAUCUCCACUACAAAAGUGUACGGCAGCUCUUCGUAUGCUUGCUUAUGGCUGUGCGGCUGACGCCGUUGACGAAUACCUCAGACUUGGUGAAAGCACGGCACUUUCAUGUUUAACGAAUUUCACAGAAGGGGUAAUUGAUUUAUUUGGAGAAGAGUAUAUGCGAAGACCCACUCCAGAGGAUCUUCAACGAUUGCUCGAUAUUGGAGAGAUUCGCGGCUUUCCGGGAAUGAUAGGAAGCAUCGAUUGUAUGCAUUGGGAGUGGAAAAAUUGCCCAACCGCUUGGAAAGGACAGUACACACGUGGAUCAGGAAAGCCAACCAUUGUCUUGGAAGCUGUAGCUUCCCAAGAUCUUUGGAUUUGGCACGCUUUUUUUGGUCCUCCAGGUACCUUAAACGAUAUUAACGUCCUCGAUCGAUCUCCUGUUUUUGAUGACAUUUUACAAGGUCGAGCUCCAAGGGUACAAUACCUCGUAAACGGACACCAAUAUGGUUUGCCUUACUACCUCACAGACGGCAUAUAUCCAAGAUGGUCAACAUUUAUCCAAUCUAUCUCAAACCCUCAAAGCCCUGAAGCACAGUUAUUUGCUAAAGUUCAGGAGUCCACCCGAAAAGAUGUGGAGCGUGCUUUCGGAGUAUUGCAAGCUCGAUUUGCAAUAGUUAAAAACCCGGCUAUUUUGUGGGACAAGACCCAAAUAGGGAUGGUUAUGCGAACAUGUAUCAUACUCCACAAUAUGAUAGUGGAAAAUGAACGCAAUGGAUACAGCGGGUGUGAUAUAUCAGAGUUUGAAGAAGGAGAGUCGAGUAGAAGUUCAGAGGUGGAUAUGUCAUAUACUCGCAGGCCUUCAAAUCUCCGAACUAUGCUUGAAAUACGUACUCAAGUUCGUGACCCACAUACGCAUGAACAAUUGAAAUUUGAUUUGAUCCAAAAUAUUUGGAACAAGUUUGGUAAUGAUGCAAAUGUUUAAUUGUUGUAUGUUUCUAUUUUCUCAUUCAAUAAAUAAAAAUUUUAAAUUUUCUUUUAAAAAAUAUUUAUUAAUAAUUUUGUAAGGAUUCCUUAAUGGUAACACCAUUGGAGUAAUAUUUAUGAUAAGAGUCCUUGACUAUUCAUAAAAAAAAAAAAAAAAAAAAAAUUAAUAAACUA